GUUACCAAAACAGUUGACUUCCACUUCUUCACAGAUGAGCGAGUCAAACAGCAACCCAAGAACUAGGAAGAGUAUAAGGAAGUCAACUUCAUAUCUGAACUUCAGAAGCAUCCUUCCUCUCCUACCCGAGGAACCAGAGGAUGUACUAUCAUUAAGCCUUUCAAUCUGUCCAAAGGAAAGAAAAGAACAUUUGACGAAGCAGCUUCUACAUAUGUGCCCAUUGCACAGCAGAUUGAAGCGUUCCACAAACGAACCCCUAAUAGAUACCAUCUGAGGAACAAGAAGGACGAGAGCUUGUUACCCUCCAAACCUGUGAACAAGAUUGCACGAGACCCACAGACCCCCAUACUGCAGACCAAAUAUCGUGCAAGGGUUGUGACCUGCAAAAGUGCAGCUGAGCAGGAGGCUGAGGAGCUUGAGAAGCUGCAACAAUACAAAUUCAAAGCACUGGAACUUGAUCCCAGAAUUUUUGAAGGUGGCCCCAUCUUGCCCAAGAGACCGCGAAAAGAAACAGAAGAUGAACAAUUUGAAUUUCAUUCCAGACCUUGCCCUACUAAGAUCUUGGAAGAUGUUGUGGGUGUUCCUGAAAAGGUAAUUCCAGCCACUGUUCCUAAGUCACCAGUUUUUGCAUUGAAGAACAGGAUCCGAGUGCCCAUCAAAGAAGAGGAGGAAGAGGAAAAACCAGCAGUGACCAAAGCCCAACCUGUGCCACAUUAUGGCGUGCCUUAUAAGCCCCACAUCCUAAAAGCAAGAAGUGUGAACCUGUGCCCUUUCUCCUUUGAUACCCGGGACAAAGAACGCCAGUUGCAGAAGGAGAAAAAAAUAAAAGAAAUGCAGAAAGGAGAGGUGCCCAAGUUCAAAGCACUUCCUGUGUCCUAUUUUGACACUGUUAACCUGCCAGAGAAAAAGGUAAAGAAUGUGACUCAAGCUGAACCUUUCUCCCUGGAGACAGACAAGAGAGGCGCCUACAAGGCCAAGAUAUGGAAGCACCAGCUGGAGGAAGAACAGAAGCAGCAGAGGGAAGCAGCUUGCUUCAAGGCUCGUCCAAACACCGUCAUCUUUCAAGAGCCCUUUGUUCCCAAGAAAGAGAAAAAAUCAGUUGCUGGGAACCCAUCUGGUUCUCUAGUUCAGGAACCUUUUCAGCUGGCCACAGAGAAGAGAGCCCAAGAGAGGCAGGAACUGGAGAAGAAAAUGGCUGAAAAGAAGGCCUGGAAACUGCAGCAGUUGGAGGAAAUCAGGCAGCAGGAAGAGGAGCAGCAGAAGGAGGAGCUAGCCAGGCUCCGGAAAGAACUGGUGCACAAGGCAAAUCCAAUACACAAGUACUCUACAGUGGAGGUGAAAUCCAGUGAGCUGCCUCUGACUGUGCCAAUGUCUCCUAAAUUCUCCACUCGGUUCCAGUAG
Molecule: messenger RNA, 1401 nt
Organism: Grammomys surdaster
Lineage: Eukaryota; Metazoa; Chordata; Mammalia; Rodentia; Muridae
Product: targeting protein for Xklp2-like
Exons: 1
Biological process (GO): regulation of mitotic spindle organization; activation of protein kinase activity
Cellular component (GO): microtubule; spindle
Source: RefSeq, a predicted model, not a curated record